Messenger RNA from Pseudoliparis swirei, 258 nucleotides. RefSeq names its product gonadotropin-releasing hormone 2 (gene gnrh2). The transcript is spliced from 3 exons. The record is from RefSeq and is a predicted model, not a curated record. Gene Ontology annotation, cellular component: extracellular region. Gene Ontology annotation, molecular function: hormone activity. Gene Ontology annotation, biological process: multicellular organism development. Lineage: Eukaryota; Metazoa; Chordata; Actinopteri; Perciformes; Liparidae. The coding region runs from base 1 to 258 and encodes 85 amino acids.
AUGCGUGUUCCUCGGCUGCUGCUGCUGCUCGGGCUGCUUCUCUGUGUGGGCGCCCAGCUGACCGACGGCCAGCACUGGUCCCACGGCUGGUACCCCGGAGGCAAGAGGGAGCUGGACUCCUUCGGCCCGUCGGAGAUUUCAGAGGAGAUCAAGCUGUGCGAGGCCGGAGAAUGCAGCUACUUGAGACCCCAGAGGAGGAAUAUUCUGAAAAACAUCAUUUUGGAUGCCUUAGCCAGAGAGCUCCAGAAGAGAAAGUGA